Betta splendens (Siamese fighting fish) is the source of this 5525-nucleotide messenger RNA. It is a transcript of the gene pdzrn3b, whose product is annotated as PDZ domain containing RING finger 3b. The transcript is spliced from 8 exons. Gene Ontology annotation, molecular function: zinc ion binding; ubiquitin protein ligase activity; protein binding. The record is from RefSeq and is a predicted model, not a curated record. NCBI's taxonomy places the organism in Eukaryota, Metazoa, Chordata, Actinopteri, Anabantiformes, Osphronemidae. Bases 2816 to 5107 code for a protein of 763 amino acids. Gene Ontology annotation, biological process: protein ubiquitination; neuromuscular junction development.
GAGUUGAUAUUAAGGCUCAAGCUCGAGCCAAAUGCAAUGGGAACUAAGCAAUGGCCAAAAUCACCUCGGCGGAGCCCUUCUAAUCCCUGUCUGUGCUGAACUAAACCUGCUGGCUGCGAAAAUUCACGUCGCAGGAGAAAUAGAAGAACCCAACAGCUUUAAAUGAAUUACUUGUGCUUCAUAAACUGGCCUUAUAGGUUUAAAAUAAAUGCCACUAUCAUUGUCCCUUUACAGUCAAGUUUGCACGUCACUGCUUACAGUAAGAAAAUGUGCAUGCAUCCAUCACCUGCAUUCACUGUAAAUAACAUUAACGCAGUAGGUGAUGGAGCUGUGACUGAGCUGUACUGCUGACGCAUCCGUACGUUCAUACAGUAUGCAGCCCAUCUAGCUUUCCAUAUGCCGUUAUCUCUCCCCAUGUUUCACCUCUGGUUUAACCCCACGCUGCUGUCUGGAAAACCCGGAAGCCAUCUUUAUCCCUGUCUUAUUCAGCCGGCAGCCUCACGUUUCUUUACCUUGCGACACUUGGAUCAACGUCUCCGCACCCCGAGACGUUCUCCAUUUUAAAUCCCUUCCCCUCUCUGAGCUCGGAGAUCACUUCCCACAGCGUGGAGAUGAAUGGUUUGGCCUUUUUCCCCAGCAGCAGGUUCAACUGUGAGGCCCUCCAAUGGGUCAAAGGUGACGGGGGUAAUGUAUAUGCAAAUAAUCCCUUGGCACGCGCUGUGAACCUCAGAUGAGAAAUGUACCUGCUAAUGUCUAUCAAACAAAACAAGACGUUACCCAGUGUACUGAGCUACACUGUCUGCAGGUCGUGUAUAAGGAGAUAAGAUGACACAGUAGACGGCGGUUCACACACGGCCACCUGAUCCCACCGUGGCUCCAACUGGGCCCAGUGGGACGCUGACACCACAUCACAGAGCUCUAUGAAUAUGAAUCCUCCUUCCAGACAUAGGUGGAACGUACGGGAUCCAAGCGCCACGUUCUUAAUUGGGACAGGAUGCAGUGACCUUUGACCCCUUCAUUUAUAGGAAAAACCAAAGAAAUGUUGAUGUUUAUUAUAACAAGCCACGUGGCGUCAUUAUUGUUUGGUCUCGCUCCCACCGAGAUGGGGACCUCUGACACUGUGUCGCUGUCUACACCAGUAAUGAGUAAAAGCUGAAGUGUAGGUGUGAUACAGGUGACGAGAAAUUAAAUCUGCCACACACUUCACCUGCUCUCUGCGCGUUGCACAGGUCGACCUCCAUUAUUUCCCUGCUCCAUAUUUCUCCUCUGCUGAUUACUCAUUAACAGCAUUUUCUUUAUUUUUGACUUUGUGAAUGGGGGAAACUCUCAAUGUGAACCAAAGAUUAGCCAAGUAGGCGCGGGCUAAAAGUCCUCUCUGAUCCCAGCCCCGGGCGCAACAGUACGGCUAAUGCCUUUCCACGCUACUGUGAGAGAUCCAGCGCUGGCUCCCAGCACGGAGAAAUUGUGAAUGAUUGUUAAGUUCACACAGACGCCUCCGCAGCUUUGCCCCGGGCUGCUUUUUGUCACGAUCGCUCCUUACGCCUCAAGGAUUGUAUUUCAUGUUUUUCAGAUCGCCCGGUUUUAAGCUGGUGGGAAGAAAGAGAGUGAGAAUUUGUGUGAAGACAGGCUUUAAUCAAGAGCUGUUGAAGAGGAGAGAGAUUAAAUGCAGAAGCACUGAUCUGAUUUUAUUGAUGUACCACAGGAACACAACUGGUUUAGUUUAUACUUCUACAGUUCUGGCUUCUGCUUUUGGAAGAAUUGGCAUGCAGUUUGUGUGACAUUUGCCUGAGACUCGCUCAUGAGGUGUCUGUCUUUGUGGAAGUGCUGAUAGAUAGGGAUCAGUGGACACAUCUGGCGGGAGGAAAUAACACUAUCAGCAGCAGUCAGGGCUUCUCCCCCAGGACCGUCCCCACCUCCUCCUGCCAUGAAAUGGAUCCAGGUAUGUGGCUUAGCAGCGUGGACCCAAGUGAAAUAAUCUUUCAUAUUUCAGAAGGAAGGGGUCGGGGGGGGUUGUGGAAAAGCCAACUUGUUUUCUCUUUCUGUGACGCCUGCAAGCCAAGAGGCAGCAGCAGCAUGUGUCGGCCUUGUUGCUGCUGAUGUCUGUUUAUCCUUGGUUGGCUGCGUGGCCCCGGAGCAAACAGCAGGACAGAGGCCAGGUCCGGCCUUUUAGUGCAUGAUGCUCGCUCUCCGCAGGGACAGGAGGCCGCAUAAAUAUUUACCUGCGCCACUUGUUCUCCAGACAUCACAGGGGGUUCAUUCAUCUGGACCACAGAAUGUUUGUGUUUUAUUUUCAGUACAGUUGGACCAUGAGAUAUUUCCUUGUUUUUGACUUUCCCCCGUGAGAAGCAUCUUAGUGAUGCAAAGGUCUUUCUGUCAGUGGGCUUCUUUCUCUGAUGAUGCUUAUUAAUCCGAAGGACAUCUGUUUGUGUGAUGUGAACCGGCCCCAUUCAUGAGUUAGCCCCCGCCAUGAAUAGUCAAUGAGCCGGUGCUUAAUAAACAUGAGGGGGUGUAUAUAUCGCCUCGCUCGCACCAGCCUCCGUGAGUUCAGCGGGAGGCUGGAGAGAGUCGAGGGUGGGAGCAUGUAAGGAAAGGAGGGGGAGCAAGCGUGUGUUUGUGUGUGUGUGUGCGUAAGAGGGGACGCCGAGCGCUCGGCCACAAGCUUGAGGGGAAGUCAGUCCCGUCGCCGGAGUGGUUGUGUGGCUGUGGAAGACGGAGCGGACGGAGGGGAGGUCGGCUCAGAGGAGGAAGAGGAGGAGGAGGAGCUGCGCUUCUUGAUGGUUGGAAGGAGAGCCUGCGUGGUGUGAUCUGCUCCACCAUGGGAUGCAGCCUCUGUUCCCUGCAGAAGCCCGAGGAGCAUUACAAACUACUCUAUGAAGUCUGCCAGGUCAAUGGCAAGGACCUGUCCAAGGCCACCCACGACCAGGCGGUGGAGGCCUUCCGCACGGCCAAGGAGCCCAUCAUGGUCCAGGUUCUGCGCCGGGCCCCGCACCCCAAAGCCGUGGCCUCCGCCGGCAACGCCGAGGUUUCAGACACCAGCACCCAGACCGACAUCACCCUUCAGCACAUCAUGGCGCUCACCAAGCUGCCUCCGUCCUCGCCGCCCAUGACGGAGCUGGAGGAGUACCUGCUGCCGGAGGAGCAUCCUCCAGGACACGCAUACUUUGACCCCAGUGAUUUUCUGGAAGGCAUUCAGCAGGACAUGGAGCGUGAGGAGCUGGAGUAUGAGGAGGUGGAGCUGUACCGAGCCAAUAUCCAAGACAAACUGGGCUUGACCAUCUGUUAUAGGACCGAUGACGAGGACGAGGCCGGGAUCUACAUCAGUGAGAUCGACCCCAACAGCAUCGCUGCCAAAGACGGACGAAUUAGAGAAGGAGACAAGAUCAUCCAGAUCAACGGUGUUGAGAUCCAGAACCGGGAGGAUGCCGUGGCUCUGCUCACCAGUGAAGGCAACCAGAACAUCUCCCUGCUGGUUGCCAGACCAGAGAUUCAGCUGGACGAGGGCUGGAUGGAUGACGACCGCAACGACUUCUUGGAUGACCUGCACAUGGACAUGCUGGAGCAGCAGCACCACCAGGCCAUGCAGUUCACUGCCAGCAUGCUGCAGCAGAAGAAGCACGAGGAAGACGGCGGCACCACCGACACGGCCACGCUCCUGUCCAACCACCACGAGAAGGACAGCGGCGUCGGCCGCACCGACGAGAGCACGCGCAACGACGAGAGCUCCGAGCAGGAGAACCUGGGCGACGACCACACCACGGCCUCCAACACGCUGGGCAGCUGCAGGAAGCUGGCCUACAGCCAGGACACCCUGGGCAGCAGCGACCUGCCCUUCGGCGGCGAGUCCUUCUUCUCCGCCGACGCCGCCGACGCCGACUUCCUGGGCAUCCCGGCCUACGAGUGCGAGCGCUUCCGAGAACUCUUGGAACUGAAGUGCCAGAUGAGGAGCGGCGGGGCCCAGGGCCCGUGCUGCCACGGCGACGGCGGCGCCGAGGGCCAGGACCAGGAGGGCGUGGACAAGGAGCUGGAGCUGCUGAACGAGGAGCUGCGCACCAUCGAGCUGGAGUGCCUGAACAUCGUCCGCGCCCACAAGAUGCAGCAGCUGAGGGAGCAGUACCGCGAGUCCUGGAUGCUCCACGACAGCGGCUUCCGCAACUACAACACCAGCAUCGACGCGCGGCGCCACGAGCUCUCCGACAUCACGGAGCUGCCGGAGAAGUCGGACAAGGACAGCUCCAGUGCCUACAACACGGGGGAGAGCUGCCGCAGCACCCCGCUCACCCUGGAGCUGUCUCCAGACAACUCGCUCCGCAGAGGGAGCGCGGCAGGCCCGUCCGGCUCCGGCGGCCGCGUCCUCACGCCCCUGUCGCCCGUCCAGGAGGCGUGCGGCCCCGGCAGGAGCCGAGGCCCCAGGGAUGCGGAUGGAGCCGCGCAGCCAGAGGGCAAGGAGCGGAAGCUGGCGGAGCAGAGCAAGCCCGGGCGAGGCUUCUCCCAGCCGCACUCGCCCUACAAGCACGCCCACAUCCCCGCCCACGCCCAGCACUACCAGAGCUACAUGCAGCUGAUCCAGCAGAAGUCGGCCGUGGAGUACGCCCAGAGCCAGAUGAGCCUGGUGAGCAUGUGCCGCGACCCCGCCGCCGCCGCCGGCGACCUGGAGCCCAGGAUGGAGUGGAAGGUGAAGAUCCGCAGCGACGGCACGCGCUACAUCACCAAGAGGCCCGUGCGGGACCGCCUCCUGAGGGAGCGCGCCAUCCGCAUCCACGAGGAGCGCAGCGGCAUGACCACGGACGACGACGCCGCCAGCGAGCUGAAGAUGGGCCGCUACUGGAGCAAGGAGGAGCGCAAGCAGCACGCCGUGCGCGCCAAGGAGCAGCGGCAGAGGCGCGAGUUCAUGAAGCAGAGCCGGGCUGACUGCCUGAAGGAGCUGGGCAGCCCCGAGGACAGGAAGGAGCCCAGCAUCAUCGAACUCAGCCACAAAAAGAUGAUGAAAAAGAGGAACAAGAAAAUAUUUGACAACUGGAUGACCAUCCAGGAACUGCUGACCCACGGUACCAAGUCUCCGGACGGUACCAGGGUCUACAACUCCCUGCUGUCUGUGACCACGGUGUGAGCGGCAGCGCCACGGGCUCUGUACAUAGGACGCUCCCUGUUGAUGCUGCCUGCUUCACUGUGGCAACCAUCUGUAAAUAGGAAAUGAGGAAAGCUUCUCUGUCUGGACAUGUUCCCGCUGAGAGGAAGUGACUGAGAACGCUUUAAACCUUCCCGUCUUUUGUGCUUUGAUCAUUUUUUUGAAACAAAACCCCAACAGUAAAGUUUUUGGAAGGUUUUGAAGGUGUGCCAUACGUUAACAGCCAGCAUUUACACUAUUUUACACUAUUUUAUUCAUACUAUAUAUCUCUUACCAGUAUUUUUACUGAUACGCAUAUUUUAUGAAAGCAAUACUAUUUUCCUGCAAGGUAGAACCUGUAAUCCUUUUUUCCGAAGGACUUUUGUAAAUUAAAAAAAUAAAACAAAUUUUAAAAAACUCA